Molecule: messenger RNA, 1809 nt
Organism: Oncorhynchus mykiss (rainbow trout)
Lineage: Eukaryota; Metazoa; Chordata; Actinopteri; Salmoniformes; Salmonidae
Product: lysophospholipase-like protein 1
Biological process (GO): protein depalmitoylation
Cellular component (GO): cytoplasm
Molecular function (GO): carboxylic ester hydrolase activity; palmitoyl-(protein) hydrolase activity
Source: RefSeq, a predicted model, not a curated record
GAUUGAGAAAAAUGUCCAUUCGGAAACAACCUAUCGGGAGUUUAGGUUUUGGUCAUCUGUAAACUGCAUCUAUCCAAUCACAGAGGCCUGUCCGUCUGCUCUGUAGUCUCGCAAGACACAGAGAAGUCAUGGCUGCCGUACCGAGCAGCAAACUUCUAGGCAGGUGUGUUGCAUCUCCAACCGGGAAACACUCCGCGUCGGUCAUCUUCUUACACGGCUCAGGAGACACUGGACGGGGAGUGCGAGCAUGGGUCAAAGAGGUUUCGGUACCAGACCUGGCUUUCCCCCACAUCAGAGUGGUAUAUCCCACAGCUCCAGCCAGGCCAUACACACCCAUGCGGGGGGCUCUGUCCAAUGUGUGGUUUGACCGCUACAAGAUCUCACACGACUGCCUGGAGCACUUGGAGUCUAUAGACGCCAUGGCCAACUCCUUGGGAGCGGUUAUACAGGAGGAGAUCAGGGCAGGAGUACCAAAACACAGGAUGAUCAUAGGGGGUUUUUCUAUGGGCGGAGCUAUGGCCCUCCACCUGGCGUGCCGUUAUCACCCUGAAGUAGCAGGAGUCUUUGCUCUGUCCAGCUUUCUCAACAAAGACUCUGUAGUAUAUCAGGCUGUGGAGGAGCGGGCAAGGGCGGGGAGCCCCCUCCCUGAGCUAUUCCAGGGCCAUGGGACAGGAGACGAGUUGGUGUUCCAUAAGUGGGGAGAAGAAACUACGGCCCUGCUGAAGAAGGCUGGGAUGACAACCACCUUCCACUCGUUCCCAGGCCUCCAGCACCAGCUCUCCCGGCCAGAGAUUGAGCUACUGCGCUCCUGGAUCCUCACCAAGCUGCGCCCGGACAGUCUAGACGCCAGUGGGCAGUGACCAGUCAGCCCCACACCACUAAACAGACACAUUAACAACACGCUAUUAACAUGUUAAUAACACGUUCACACUAUUAAGCUGCUUUAAAAUGAGCCAAACCAAACGGUACUGCGCUGGCCUGGUAAAGCAUUGCCCAUAGUUUCUGGAACAAAGCUGGAAAAGCGAGCCAGCACGGUCAGGUCGGUACUAUAGUGUGAAAAGGAUAUUAACAUGCUGAGUGGGCUGUGGAACACCUCCUCACAACCUCUGUUGGACACAAUACCGCUUUUUAAAAUAUGUGUCAAUAAAUGUUUUGUUUUUUUGCUUGGACACUGUCAGUUGUGCUUGCUUAGUGUCCUCAACAGCUGUGUGGUUCCCUUCAAAAGAGAACAUGUGAUAGUUGAGUGUGCUUAUAACCACUCCCUCUGCACUUGUACAGUCUCCACUCUUAACGCUUCAGCCUCGUCUGUCUAACUCUGAUAGGAUAUGGGAGCAUGCUCUGCCUCCACCCCUAUCGUUUAACUAACACUAGAGUCAAUUUAGUACCGUUGCUGUAGAGAGAACAGGAAUUGUUUAGUCAAUCUUGCUCGCUGUUUUUUUUUUUAUACACCAUUAUCGUUUUGCGCUGGGGAAUGUGUUGAACAUGUGUGGGGAUGGAGGGAGCGGAGGUCUGUUCUGUUUGCUCAGUAGUUCUGCUCCGUAGCACACAUCGCCUCAUUGAUAGUUAUUGGGAAGAAGCAGUUAGCUAUUCUUCCCUUCUUCCUACCUGCAGCCUUUCUCUCGGCGUUGUGCUUAAGGUAGUCCGGAUGCUGGGCUGCCUUCACUAGUGUAGGGCUGCAGGCCAGGGUCAGAACACAGGAAGAUCAUGAGUGAGCAGUAGUAACACUUAGGUGCCAAACAUAAUGAGUUAUGGAAAUGAUUCACGUUUCUUGUGUAGUCCUGGCUAUAAAUUAAACAUCUGUCAACAUCA